CGAAAAAGGAAAGUUGGAAGUUAUUACAGGGGCAUGAUCUAUUCCUUCUCAUUGAAAAGGUUUUCAUUUUUCGCAAAACUCCAUAAAUCUUACAGUCAUCCGUAUUUCUUUGUAGUCGAUAUAUAUAUAAAUAUAUAUAUAAAUAUCACAUAUGUAUGCCAUAUGCUGGAUCUGAUUUUACGAAACGUACACCCGAAACUAAACCGGCAGCCGAUAAUGAUGAACGCGUGCUUCAAUUUCAAUGGUAACGUCGUCGAUCUGUCCCGUUCCUACCUAUUCGAGGCCACCGGAGAUUCAUCAGACGUUGAGUCUUCCGUUCUACACCAGGAUUCGGCGGUGGUUGAGGACGACGAUGCCCAGUCAUGCAGCGGCCGUAGCGUUAUCGGGGAGGUUCACGAUGAAGACUGCCGCAGCGACGAUUGCCCUCAUCAAGAGCUUAUUAAUCCUAUUUCCAGUUGUUUUAGGUACGAGGAAAAAGGUUACAAUAAUUAUAAUAACUGGGAUGAAGACAACAAUGAUGAGGACGAGGACGAGAAUGAGGACGAAGUUGAAGUAAAUCAACGGUCGGUGUUGAGCAUUAAAAUUGGGCAUAAGAUCUUGCCGUUGGGAGUUAGGGGGGCAAAACGGACAAAAAAAACAAAGGUUUGUAAUUUGGAGAUGAUUAGUGAAAAGGAGAGGGAUAGGCUCUUCUGGGAAGAUUGUUUAUUGUCCUAAUUAAUUCCCAACUAAUUACCUCCAUCGCCGAGCUUUGGUCCGAACAAAGUUUGGAUUCGAUCCAAUUCAGAUGUAUGUAUGUAACACUAUUAAUUACUUCCUUUUUAAUUAAUUAUCUUUUAAUCUAGAGGUAUUUAUCUAAAUAGGAGUAAAUUAAUUU
Messenger RNA from Cuscuta europaea, 874 nucleotides. NCBI's taxonomy places the organism in Eukaryota, Viridiplantae, Streptophyta, Magnoliopsida, Solanales, Convolvulaceae. The record is from the annotation of a GenBank genome assembly.